UGUAAAAUCAACUAUGAAUACCGUGGCCGAAGAAUCUAAAGUUGCGUACAAUUACCUCGGGCGUUCUGGCCUGAAGGUGUCCAACCUCACUUUGGGAUGCAUGACAUUUGGAGUAGCAUCGGCAGGUUUACCUGGGCAGUGCGACGAGGAAUCGUCACACAAAGUUAUAGACCGCUACGUCCAGUGGGGUGGCAACGUCUUGGAUACGGCAAACGUCUACUCUGACGGCUUGUCAGAAAAUAUCAUAGGGUCAUGGCUGUCUAAACAAUCAAGAGACGAUUUCGUGGUCGCCACCAAAGUGCGAGGUCAGGAGAAACCAGUACGUGUUGACAAUCGAGGCCUGAGCAGACGACAUAUCGUGCACGCGCUGGAGGGAAGUCUGGAACGACUCAAAACUGAUUAUGUUGAUCUCUACCAGAUGCACCUCUGGGAUGACGCGACCCCUAUCGAGGAGACACUGCGCACGCUCGACGACCUGGUGCGUUGUGGGAAGGUUCGCUAUGUGGGAGCCAGUAACGUGGUGGGUUGGCAGCUUCAGAAGAUAGUGGAUCUCACCGAGAAGAUGGGAUUUAAUCCCUGUGUUAGUCUACAGCAACAAUACAGUCUUGCUGUACGCGAGUGUGAGUUUGAAGUUUUUCAAGUCUGCAAGCAAAAUGGAAUUGGCGUUCUGCCAUGGAGUCCUCUUAAGGGGGGUUUGUUGUCUGGCAAAUACCAACGAGACACCAAGCCGUCAGAGGGUCGUAUUGGCUGGGUUAUGCAGGACGAACCCAAGAGAGCCACCCAGGCGUGUCCGGCAUGGGGGCAGGUGUCCGCUCAAGACAGGGUCUGGAACACACUGGACGUUAUGAAGAGUUGUGCAACUAAGCACGGUAAGUCGGUGGCCCAGGUAGCUCUGAGGUGGCUGCUUCAGAAGGACGUCGUGUCCUCGGUGGUGAUCGGUGCCCGAACUCUUGACCAGCUGGAUGACAAUAUGGGCGCCGCUAAUGGCUGGAAGCUCACACACGAGGAGAUGACUCAGCUGGACCAGGCUUCACAACCGGAAGUGCCCUACCCAUACGAAAUGGUGUGGCGACUGAACAAAGAUCGAUGCAACACAUUUGUACCAUCUUUCUAUGUUGGCAACACGUGUUGAUCAUGUCGUAGAGCCGCAUUUCAAUAAUCAGAGAGUGAAUACAGCAUACAGUCCAAGUGCUACAUCAGUUAAUAAUUCUUUUAAAUAUCCAUACUAUUGAUAAUUUAUUUCCUAUAUUACGGAUAUUCAGUGAUCUCGACUUUUAAUAUCAUAUAUAUUUUUUAUGUUUUGGGUGGGUUUUUUGUUGUUGUGUUUUUCACAUAUAAUGAGAAAAUGUUUACUACUUGUGCUAUAUUAAUAGUACAUAAUUGGUGUUAUCAUUUCUAUUAUAAUUUUAUAUACUGUUACGUAGAUCAGUAUUUGGAAACAUUAUUCUACUGAACUGCUGGAAUAAACCUGUCAUAUGUAAAAAUAAUUAUCUUCGUAUCAUGAGAAAUUGUUACGUGUGUAGUGCAUUAUUUAUGUAUUAAAGGGACACACCCUAGUUACGGCUAGUUGUUAACCAUUACGGCGUUGUUUUUCGCUAUUAAACCCAUUUUUCACAAAUAAAAUUGCACUUUACUUACCGUUUAUU
Messenger RNA from Gigantopelta aegis, 1646 nucleotides. RefSeq names its product 1-deoxyxylulose-5-phosphate synthase YajO-like. The transcript is spliced from 8 exons. The coding region runs from base 14 to 1132 and encodes 372 amino acids. Gene Ontology annotation, molecular function: oxidoreductase activity. The record is from RefSeq and is a predicted model, not a curated record. NCBI's taxonomy places the organism in Eukaryota, Metazoa, Mollusca, Gastropoda, Neomphalida, Peltospiridae.